CAAAUUGCUUAAAAUAUGUCAGCAAUUACAAGUCCAGUGUACUUUGAAUUAGGUCAGCAAGAUGUAAGUAUUGUCAAAUUCUGAAAGACAGAAUAGCCUAUGGUUGAUGUCAAUCGAGUCUGUUGGUUGAUGUUUGGUUGAGUACAUGUUCAGUACUAUCAAUUUAACACGAAAAUUUGUUGAAAACAAACGAUUAUUAUUAUCACUUAUAUUUUUAAUUGAUAAGAAUUAAAUAAGAAAAACAAAAAUGUCCAAAGAACAUGUAAAAACUAAGUCAGGAAUACCAGUGGUCGUAGAUGAACCCAGUAUAAGUGAGACAUCAUUACUAGUCACCGUCGAGGACCUGAUCAACAGGGCGAUGGGAUCACCAGAUGCAAAUAUAGUCGAUUUCAAACUCGUACGGUUGAUCCUUGAGAUUUUGGCAAAGCAACAGCGUAUACUGCUACAAAAAAUCGAAAUAAGAAUAACCGAAAUCCAACAAGAAAAGACAGCCGCAGACGAUUCCUCGGAAAAAUCUUUAUCCAAAAGUCCACCUCAGGCUAAAUCAUUUGAAAAGAUGGAGAAAACGGCACAGGUAGAACUAAAAAUAUUGCUAGAUAGAGAACAGGAAGAAACAAAUGAGUAUGAAAUGGCUGAAAAAAUAUCACAAAGAGAACUUUCAGAUGCAAGUCGCAUAGAGAUCACAGUUGAAAAAGCGCCGUCAAUUCAUUCUGAGACACGGUCUUCCAGUACUAUCGACUUCGUAACUAGGUCACAAUUUGCUUUUCUGGAAGCAGCUGUUGAUGAAUUAAAGAGUAUGACCCCUCCAAAGUCACUCCAGUUUCCUGGAAAUGAGAAGCUGAUGAGUGAUAUGAUGAAAGGCGCAGUGUCCUUACCCGAAGCAAUGAACACUUUACAGGUUGAAGAAAGAAUGAAGUCAGCAGAGAAAUCUGUAACUAGGAUUGUUGAAAUACUAACGCAGCUGGUAGCCGCCGGCGUGCUGCCCGAAGACAUUGCUGAACAAGUGGAAACUAUAAUACCACCUUCAUACGAAGAGGUUAAAGAAGAGGCAAUCCAAUCUCAGCCACUAGUCGAGAAAAAAUCAGUUGCCCUUGAUGCUAAAGCUACCCAAUCUCAGACCAUACGUGGCCUGGACUCGCAUCCUCCUAUCACUACUGAACCAUCCAUGGUUUCUAGGACUUCUGCAGUUUCUGGGCUUCCUAUGGCUUCUAGUACACUAAAAGUACCUUGUAUCACGUAUGAGGACAUGAGAGUGUAUUUAGAAGACCUGAAGGAUGAUAUUAAAAAAAUUGUUAAUAGAAUGAUAGGUAAAGUUACAGAAGUUACAGAGACAGCUAAACACAUGAACACGGCCGUAGCUGACAAAUUGAAUGUAGUUCAGAAGCUGGACAGUCGUAUAUCAGCUCUGCGCAUGCUACUGGAAGACGGUGCCAAUCAGUAUAGUGAGUUUGACUCCAUACUGACGAUUCAGUUGCGAAAUAUUAAAGAUCAAAUAGCACAAACGCUACCAAUUUUGAAAGAUGGCAUCGCUCGAUUGGCAGACGCGAACAACUAUGCUGAAGCUAAAGCCAUAAUGAAUCUGUUGGAAUGCUCCGAAGAGAUGAGCACUGAGCUAAGCAACUUGCUUUACGAAAUUAAGGGGCUGGUGUUAACGCAAACAGAGCAUAGAUCGCAAAUAAGGGCUGACUUAUCGACCCUGGUUGGAACGCUUUCGUAUGAGGACUUUGCGGCCGGCCGUGCUGACUUCAAGGGUCGUCUCGACCAUUGCCAUGAAAUAUUUAACCGAAGUAUUGCUUUGUGGGCGGCGGUUAUAAGAGACAUGAAAACCACAAUGGAUAAGAUGGUGGAUUUGGCUGAGCUGCUGACAGUGCGGGAUUCUGUGCAGGGUCAACUACAGACCCUGAACAAUAAGAUUAGAAUCGUAACUACCAUGCUUGGAGAUCCUCAGAUUGCUCGUACCAUGCGCAAGUUAGCGGUUAAUGCAACUUGUGGUUCUUGCCAUGAGCCUGCGCGGAUGGAACCCGUCGACGCAACAAGCGGCGUGCCGCCGCGACUACCUCCUCUGCGACCGGCGCCUGUCGCGGCGUCCAAGGAGCCCUGCAUCUCUGACUUGGUCAGAGCUUGGUUGCCAGAACCUCGGUCAGUAUUUAUAACUUCAUUAUGA
Molecule: messenger RNA, 2164 nt
Organism: Maniola jurtina (meadow brown)
Lineage: Eukaryota; Metazoa; Arthropoda; Insecta; Lepidoptera; Nymphalidae
Exons: 13
Coding region: 248-2164 (638 amino acids)
Source: RefSeq, a predicted model, not a curated record